Molecule: messenger RNA, 1895 nt
Organism: Populus euphratica (Euphrates poplar)
Lineage: Eukaryota; Viridiplantae; Streptophyta; Magnoliopsida; Malpighiales; Salicaceae
Product: probable pectate lyase 8
Exons: 7
Coding region: 142-1470 (442 amino acids)
Molecular function (GO): pectate lyase activity
Source: RefSeq, a predicted model, not a curated record
AGCUUCACCUCUUCUCUGACUCCAUCUUCUUCUUCUUCUUCAUCAGUGCACAGAAAAAGAAACAGAGAGAUUCUCUCUUUUCUAGAGAAAGAGAGAAUAGAAAGAGCAAUUAUAAGAGAGUGUGUGUUCUUUGAUUCAACAAUGGCGGUUUCGCUAAGAUGCUUUUGUACAUGGACAUUGCUGGUUCUAGUUAUGUUUCUGAGAGUAAACGCUGCGGAAGAGAAAGACGAACUGAAAUUGAGGUUGAAGGAAACGCAGGAGUUGCUAAGCUCAAAGAACUCGUCAAUGGCAGAGAGGUCUGAUGAUGCAUGGAACGAGCAUACUGUAGAGGAUUCAGAGGAGGUGGCUGCAAUGGUUGAUGAGAGCAUACGCAACAGCACUGAAAGGAGGAAAUUGGGAUUUUUCUCAUGCGUAACGGGCAAUCCUAUUGAUGAUUGUUGGCGAUGUGAUCCCCAUUGGCAACUCCACAGAAAGCGCCUUGCUAAAUGUGGCAUCGGUUUUGGACGCAAUGCUGUCGGAGGUCGCGAUGGAAAAUACUAUGUCGUUAGUAACCCUGGCGAUGAUGACCCUGUUAACCCAAAACCAGGGACUCUACGCCAUGCUGUCAUUCAAGACCAGCCUUUGUGGAUUGUGUUCAAGAGGGACAUGGUGAUUACCCUCAAGCAAGAGCUUAUCAUGAACAGCUUCAAGACCAUAGAUGCUCGUGGAACCAAUGUCCACAUUGCCAACGGGGCUUGUAUCACCAUCCAGUUUGUCUCAAAUGUCAUAAUUCACGGUCUCCAUAUACAUGAUUGUAAGAGGACAGGCAAUGCGAUGGUUCGUAGCUCGCCUAGCCAUUAUGGUUGGAGAACUAUGGCUGACGGAGAUGGUAUCUCCAUUUUUGGAGCAAGCCACAUUUGGAUUGAUCACAAUUCUCUUUCAAAUUGCGCAGAUGGCCUCAUUGAUGCCAUAAUAGGGUCAACAGCCAUUACCAUUUCGAACAACUAUUUCACUCACCAUAACGAGGUUAUGCUAUUAGGCCACAGUGACUCCUAUAAAAGAGAUAAGCGGAUGCAAGUGACCAUUGCCUAUAACCAUUUUGGUGAAGGUCUUAUCCAGAGAAUGCCCAGAUGCAGGCAUGGGUAUUUCCACGUAGUGAACAAUGACUACACGCACUGGGAAAUGUAUGCCAUUGGAGGAAGUGCUAAUCCCACGAUUAAUAGCCAGGGCAACACAUAUCUUGCCCCUGCCAACGCUUUUGCCAAAGAGGUGACAAAGAGGGUAGACACGGAAACUGGAGUAUGGAGGCAUUGGAAUUGGAGAUCAGAAGGCGACCUCCUGCUAAACGGAGCCUACUUCAUUCCAUCAGGAGCUGGAGCUGCAGCCAGCUAUGCCAGGGCCUCAAGCUUAGGGGCCAAGUCCUCAUCGAUGGUCGGGGACAUCACUUCAACUGCUGGAGCCCUAGUCUGCCGCAGGGGUCGCCGAUGUUAAUUCCCAAUCCCAUCAAUAGUUUAAAAAAACAAAAAAGAUGAGUACAAAAAAAACAUUCAAAAUUUUUCAUUUUCCUCCCCCUGUUAUUGUUAUAAUAGCAGUAUCCAGUAAGAUUGCAGCUACUCUGUUUACAAUAUCCCCUUCUCUGUAUUUCUACACGAUGCCCUGCCCACCAAAUACCUGGCAAGUGUACAUUUAUACUACAUGCGCCAUACUGCUGUCACACCACCAUGCAAUAUUCCACCUGUAACCUUCGCCACCGAUCGACCUCGGCCUGCUUUAAAUGCUGCAGUGUUGUUCCACAUCUCUAUUCCUCGUAGAGUAUAGUCCAUUUGCUUCUUCUCUACUGUAUAAUUCAAUUCUCUAUUGGAUCGGCAUGUCACAGAUAUUGUUUAAUUUGCUAGCCCCAAGGUUCUUUUCUCUAA